Molecule: messenger RNA, 2751 nt
Organism: Photinus pyralis (common eastern firefly)
Lineage: Eukaryota; Metazoa; Arthropoda; Insecta; Coleoptera; Lampyridae
Product: zinc finger protein 85-like
Exons: 2
Coding region: 265-1473 (402 amino acids)
Biological process (GO): regulation of transcription by RNA polymerase II
Molecular function (GO): RNA polymerase II transcription regulatory region sequence-specific DNA binding; DNA-binding transcription factor activity, RNA polymerase II-specific
Source: RefSeq, a predicted model, not a curated record
UUCCUCUCGGAACUCCUAAAAAAUAAGAGGUCCGUGACUCCGUGUGGAUAACAAACGACACGCCACUAAAAAUCGAACGCUCGCCGUUAACGAUACUUGAGCUACAUCCACGGUUUAUUUGUUCUGUUUAUUUCUCACUGGGCAGGAAUUGAAUUUUAUUUCCUACCUUGGGUAUGUUUGGAAGUUUCGCUCGAAGUAUUUUUGUGUUUCACGUAAUAGUGAAAUAGAAAUAUUUGUCGAGGAAGUUCUAAAAUUGUGUAAGUAAUGAUGUCCGCUAGUGUGGAAAUUGAAAUAAAACAAGAAGAAAUACACACGCUUGAUGAUAAGAAAGUUUUAAUUAGCAACGAAUUUUCCGGAUCGAUAAAGCAGGAACGUGAUGAAAUUAGUGUGGAUUAUUCUAAUAGCACAUAUAAUUGGGAAAAUCAAAAUAAAGUGCAGCAUGCAGAUAAUUUUGUAAAAUACAACUGUGGUCCCACAGAGGAGAAGCGACAACAAAAUUCAGGAGAUUUUAAAUGUGAUCACUGCGACUCUGCAGCUCAUGAAAAAUGUAGUUUGAGAACACAUUUGGUAACACACAACACUGCUAAGGUUUUAAAAUGUGCCCAGUGUGAUUUUACAACUAAUGGUAAAUCUAAAUUAUUACUUCAUCAGUUAAUACACAAAACUACUAAAGAUUUAAAGUGUACUCAGUGUAAUUUCGCAACCAAUUAUAAAUAUAGUUUUAAAAUGCAUCUCCUAGCACACAAGACAACCAAGGAUUUAAAAUGUGCUCAGUGUGAUUUCAUUACCAAUGUUAAGUGUACUUUUAAAGGACAUCUGAAAACCCACGUUACUACUAAGGCUUUUAAGUGUGCCUUGUGUGAUUAUGUAACCAAUAACAAAGCGCAUCUAAAAGCACAUUCGUUGAUACACAAGACUACCAAGGAAUUGAAAUGUGCCGAAUGUGUUUAUGCCACCAAUGACAAAUCAAAUUUGAGAACACAUGUUUUAAUACAUAAAGACACUAACCCUUUCAAGAAUACCAAGAAUUUUAAAUGUGCACAGUGUAAUUACACAACCAAUAAUAAGUCCCAUUUGAAAGUGCAUCUGUUAACACACAAGACCACAAAGGAUUUAAUAUGUACCCAGUGUGAUUUUGCAACCAAUUAUAAAGCCAGUUUUAAAGCGCACGCGUUAACACACAACACUACCAAGAAUUUGAAGUGUACUCAGUGUGAUUAUUCAAGCAAUAAUAACUACUGUUUUAAAACACAUCUGUUAACACACAAGACUGCCAAGGAUUUCAAAUGUGCUCAGUGUGAUUUCGCUACCAAACAUAAAUCCAGUUUAAAAUCACAUCUUGUAAGACAUAAGACGAACAAUUUUUUAAACUGUGCUUGGUGCGACUACACAACUAAAGCCAAAUCUACUUUGAGAAAACAUCUGUUAGUGCACAAAACUAUCAGUACAAUUACUGAAAACAUUACAAAUUAGUCAUAAAACUUUCAGAAUUUACAAAGGUCCAAUUUGUUUUGUUCGAGGUUGUUCUGUUUAGCACCACAGCAUAGAACAUUCAGAGGACAGCCGGUGGUUGCAUCCAGUACUUUUAAUCACAGACUCGGUUCUUUUUCACGAAACCUGUAAACUGACAAAAUUAUAGGUGUUGGUCUGCGAUGUGACUCAUACUUUCUGGGACAUAUGAUAUGCCUUCUAGAAUUUAAGGUUUGUUUGCUGUAUAAGCAAAUUGAAUUGUGCUUAUUUUGUAUGAUUUCGACACAAUUCACUUCAAUUUUGGUGGAAGGAAAAGUGUCAUAGUUUUUGUUAAACGUCAAUGCUGAAUAAAUAGUGAAAUUCGCGCUUGUGUAAUAAAUUUACGUGUGAAUACAAUAUGUGAUAUUAACUGAUAUAAAUUCAUCUAUUUAAGGGUCUUUUUAAUGUAGUUUCUCGAUGUUAGUGGUAGUUCCUAUGAACUUCAAUAAUUAAUUGUCCACAUACAUAAUUCAUGUAAUUAAAUUUACCUUACAAUAACAUAAAUUGCAUAAAUUUAUGCAACCAAGUCGGUUUGGUUUGUUACUGCAUUUCAUAUUUCACAGGUCCAACAAUUUCGUGGAAUUGGUGCAGGAAUAUUGCAAUUAAUCUUUUAAUAAGCCGCAUUUAAGUUAAAGUAUUACUUAGACCCCGUCCGGCAAUGAGCACGAGAUGAAAAAGAAACAGAUACAGUGGAAGAGUGAAACUACCUAUUAGCAUUGUUUAUAAAUUAAUAAACAAUGCUAUUAGGUACUUUUUCCACUGUUUAAAUGGUUAGUCAAUACAUACAGCAGAACAUUACACUGAUAAUGAUAAUCUAUACUUCCACAUGAACUGUACAUUUUAUUGAAGUUAUGUACUUACAUUUGAUUCCUACAGUUUGUUAUAGUGUGUAUCAUUUCUUUACUAAAAAAAUUUCCGAUUUUUUGCAUAUAUUUACAGAUCUUUGAAAGCUACUUUGUAAAUGGUGAUGAAGGUCUUAAAUGAUGGCAGCGCCGCCUAUGCAUGCUCAUUAAAAUUUACAAUUACCUUCCAAAGAUCAUCAAACACUUGGGCAUUGAGGAGAUACCUUGUGGAGAACUCAUAAUAUAACUUAGAUGAAUUCUUUGCUAGGCCAACUCCUUAAUUCCAGAAAGUGCAAUUAAUUACUUAUUAUUAUUUUCUGAUGUUUGUAUUGUGUAUGACGAAUGUGUGUAAUCCUCAAAUUACUCUUACAUAAUAAACAUUUCGUAUUCGUAUAAACCA